AGGAAGCGGCGCUCCCGAGUCUCGGUCCGGAGCGGAGGAAGGUUUGGAGCCCCGGGUUUUCUCCGCGGGGGGAGGAGGGGGAGCAGUCGCGAGCCCCUUGGGGCUGAACUCGGCGGGAUGGGAAAGACAGGUUGGCUCUUCCUAGUUCCGGGUCCUUUUGUCUAGGCGCCUUCUCGAGCGGCUGCCCCCUCCUUCCAACCCUGAGUGUCGGGGGGAGAGAAUGGGAUCUGGGUGUGUUUGCGCCUUUAAGGAGCAGCUCCUGCACUGACGGUUGGGAUUUGAAGUUUUCCCUCCCCCCCCCCCUUUGGAAGUUGUCAUGGCGACGGCAGUUCUCCCCUCACUCCUGCCCCCCCCUCCCUCCGCGAGGCUGUCCAGAGGCUCUCGUGCUGUUCCCCUGUGUCACGUGACCUCCCCGGGGGAUGGCAGGUCUGGGUGCCUUUCAAACUUCUCUGCGCUGACAUCCCCACGCUGGGAGAGGACACUAGAGAGCCGACCCCGCUUUAGCACUCUGUUUCGGCCUGCGGGGGGAGUCCGUUGAUGCCCAGCCGCGCUGUGCUGCUGCUGGAUGGAUACCUGCGACUGGAGACAGCUCCUAGGUCCAAAAAGAUUUGUUCUGCCUCUUGGUUUUGAAAGUAUAUUAGAAGGGCUUUAUGGACCAAGGCUACGAAGAGACCUCAGUUUAUUUGAAGACUGUGAGCCAGAAGAACUGACUGACUGGUCUAUGGAUGAAAAAUGUUCCUUUUGUAACUUACACAAAGAAACAGUCAGUGAUCGUACGCCAGUUGGUUCUUCACAGUCAACACCUACAGAGGAACUGUCAUCUCAGGGCCAGUCCAACACUGAUAAGAUUGAAUGCCAAGCAGAAAAUUACCUAAAUGCACUCUUUCGAAAGAAAGAUCUUCCUCAGAACUGUGAUCCUAACAUUCCCCUAGUUGCUCAGGAAUUAAUGAAAAAGAUGAUUCGUCAGUUUGCAAUUGAAUACAUUUCAAAAAGUAGCAAAAUUCAAGAGAAUAGAAAUGGUUCAUCAUUUGAACCAAGUCUGAUAUGUAAAAAUAUCCAAAUGAACCAAACGGAAAACUCUCUUCAGGAAGAACAGGAUAGCCCUCUUGACCUCACUGUGAAUAGAACUCAAGAACAGAAAACUCAGCAAGGGGAUGGAGUGCUAGAUCUCUCUACAAAGAAAAGCGCAAGGCUGGAAGAGUCAACAUAUGAUCCAUCAUCUUCUGAAAAUUCAGUGUCUGGUUCAACAGUUGAUGCAAAAUCAGAGGAAGCAAUUAAAUUGGAAAAAGGAAAAUCAGCACUAAACAAGGUUUUGGAGUCUUUGUGCUCUUAUCACUGGCAUCAGAUUUUGGCUAUUUUAAAAUUUUUGAUCCAAGACACAAAUGUUCCUUCACUUUGCAAUUGCCUGCAACCUCAUAUUAUCCAUUCAGAAGAUCAGAAGUCUCUCAUUGAAGAUAACUGUGUCCCAUUUUGUAGUUCUGAUGGACAUACACUGAUAAAAAAGAGCUGCUGUUUACACAAUCCUAAACCAAACACUUGUUUGCCGUCUUUGUCUGUCUGUAUUAAAGAUUUGCACUGUUUGUCAUGUCAGACUAUAACUACUGGAUGUAUUAAGACAACAGUGAAUAAAAGGAUUGAUAACAGUUGUAAUCCUCACAGGUAUUAUACAGGACAAUUACACAGCUGUAACAAGUACUCUGUGACAGAUGCGUCCUUUCCCUCAACUGAAGACAGUGAUUCCUCAAACAACAUUGAAAGUUCUAGUAGAUCUCGCAGCCCAUCACCCCCUCCGUUGUCUCCUGUACAAAAUAAUGAAUUUGAAACCUUUGAAGAAUCACCUACAGAUUUUCCAGUUUUAGAGAAUAACAAUAUUGAAAUAACCAUUAAUCAGCCUCCAUCUCUCUUUCCAGCAGACGGAAGCAAUGAAGAGUAUAAAGACAAAGAUAAACUAGGCAAAGGAAAAGCGUUUUAUUACUCAAAUGAAACCUUGCUGUCAACAGGUCAGGAAAGCCGGAAAUGUUCUAUAAACUCUGAAAAGUUUGAAAAAGGUGAAAAUUCUGCCAUUUUUCAAGAUUUAAUGGAUCGUAUUAAUGAAAAAUUAAAAUCAAUAGAAACUACAGAUAUAUCAACUAAUCUUAUAAAAUUGUCUAACAGUGACAGGGCACCUGAAAAUGAUAAUGGAAAUUUGGGGGACUUCAUAACCUCUCUCUUGCAUAGUGCUAAAGCAAAUGAUUACACUUUUAUGGAGUUACUGAGACAACAUGAUAAACAAGUGGAAAAUAAAAUUAUCCAAACAAGAUUUCGCAAACGCCAGGAAACUUUAUUUGCAAUGUAUAGUUCUCCUGAUUCACCUCUCAUUAGACGACAGUCUUUGCAAAUCAAAAGAGAACUUGCAAGUCUUGAUGAAACUUUCAUAAGCAAAAAGUCAAUUUCAGAAAGAAAUGCAAAAAAGUCUUCAAAAAAUGAUGGCAAAAUGUCAGCAAACAAAGGAAACAGUUAUAACAUGUUGGAAGACAAAGCUAUACAAAAUCCUGAAAAUAAUGUAGGUAUGAGAUGUCAAGCUAAAUCCAAAUCCUUGCCAGUGUUUCAAGCAGAUUCAAUGGAACUACCUCUGAAUAAUUUUGAAACCAAUUCUGGUUUUGUAGCAUUUUCUGAAAACAAAAAUAUUACUAUCAUCGACCAGACUAACUUUGCAAAAAGACAAGGAGAUUAUGCAAUUGAAAAAGAGAAUGAUCAGAACCCUUUGAAGGGAGAAUGUAAUGGCAUUUUGGGGAGAACUAAACGUAACAUUGUGCCUCCUGGAUGGUACUCUGUAUAUGUAACAAAUGAUUUUUUAUGUAAAAAAUCCUCCAAAGCAAAAAAAUCUGAAAAUUUGGAAAGAGAGAAUAUAGUUAAAGAUCUGCAUGCUGAAAGAUCUAUUAAUGUAAAUAAGAUUGUAAGGAACACAAAUCUACAAGUUGUUGUGGAGCGCUUGGAAGAUACAUUAAACUUAGCUAAAAAGACUAAAAGUCCAUUGUUGGAUAGAUAUAAAAUAUCCAGAAAAUUGAACAACCAUACUUAUGAGUGUGAUAUGAACCAAACUGCUAGGAGAGAUCUAAAUUUUAACAUGGAUGAAAAAGAAUAUGUAGAACAGAGUGUCCUGCCCCAGUCUCACUUGUCAUGCAGCAAUACAUGCAAAAUAGAUUGCGUGCCAACAAGAGAAUACAAAGAAGUUCUAAAUCAAGGACUUGGUAACAACCUUUUGAAAUCUUCAUCCUUUGAUUCGGGCAGAUUGACUGCCAGUACUAAGGAUGUACAAACACAAUCUGAAAUUGGGGAAAGUGCAUCUCUUCUUUACUCUAGCCCAAUAAAGCUUAUGUUUGUCUCAGAGGUUAAUAGUAGUGAAGGAGUCAAAUAUACUUUAACUGCUGCCAGUGCAUCUUCUACAGUAAACACUGAUCUUUGUUUAUUUCAGAAGUAUCCAGACAUCAUAUCAGGAAAAAAAUUCAAAACGAGUGAUCUUGUUCAUGAAGUCUGCAUUGGAGACUCUGGAUAUAAUUGUAAUGAAAGUGACACUAAAGAGGAACCAAAUAUUGUUAAUACUGAGAUAGUUGCAGAUACUUGUGCAGCUGGUGAAACUGACUUAAAUUAUUGUAAGCAAAGUGAAGAAACUAUGGAAAAAUCAAGUAGUAGCAAUGAAUCUGUUUUUAAAAGAAAACCUGGCAGGCCUAAAAAAUUAGGGCCUCAGGUUGUAAAACAGGUCAAGCGACCAAUUGGACGACCUCCAAAGCCUAAAAUAGACACUGCUGAAAAUAGUGAUCAUCAAAGUGAACACACCACUUAUGGGGAAACCACCAAAUCUGAUGCAACAGUGAUAAAAGAAGUUAUUAGUAACAAAAAUAUUAUUGUGACAGUUGUUUUUGGAAGGUCAAGAAGAAUUAAAAGACAUGUUUCUGAAGGUAAUACCAAUACAAUUAAUUAUAUGCCUACUCAAUGCUAUUCCAGUUUUAAAAAUGAUUCUAGUGAACUGAGGCCAAAUAUUGAAAGUGAAAGUGGUUUUGCCAAAAUAGUAAAAAUCUUACCGAAUUCUGCUACUGAAAAUGAAGUGUCUGGUUCUGGUUAUGAGUAUAUUAGACCUAUCAAGAAUAAUCCAAUAUUACCACACUCCUAUAACAAUAUCAUACGACCAAAUCAGAAGAAGCCUUUAACUAUCACUAGAAAGCCUGGUAGACCAGCAAAAGUAAAAAUAUCUGGCAUAUCAGUGACUGUUAAUAGAAUUUCACCUCAGGAACGAAAAGUAAGUAUUAGCGGCUGCCUGCCUCCCUUACAGCAGCAACAUAGUUUUUUUUCUAACAUAUCACAGGAAAAAAAUAACCAACUAUGCAAUAAAGUAGAUGAAAGAAAGACUGUUGAGAAUGUCACUACCAAGGAGGCAUUCGGCAAUGUGAUUACUGCAGAAUCAAGAAAACAUGAAAUUCCUUUGAGGCAUUCUGUUAGAGACAGAAGGCCAUCAGUGCAUUUCUUACACUCAUUAGCAUCUUCUAGCACAUUUACUUGUAGAAGUGCCUUGCUACAUAAAUCAUAUAAGCUCCAUUUGAAAAAAGCUAAGAAUCAAAAAGAAAAACAUAUGCAAUCAAAUCUGAAGAUCGUAUCCAAGGAUACCUCAGAAACUAAAAAUUCAGGGAGUGAAGAAAAGGGUUCUGGGGUGAAUGAACUCAGGUCCAUUAAUGAAAUAUCAUUGGAUCCCAUAUUUUCAUCAAAUCCUUCUCUCAGGUGGUGGGCUACUUCCACUUCAUGUGACUCCUUGUUGGAAGAACUAAAUAAUAGAUUUGAACAGAUAACCAAUACCUGGUUGCAAGUGGGUGGAAAUGAAUUUGAAAAGUGUUUAUAUGAAAAAAGGAAUCAUGUUGAACAAGAUUGUAGCAUUAAAGUAUCAAGACCUUUAGACACCUGCAUUGUAGAACUUGAAGCAUCACCUAUAAAAAUGCUUUUUCAGAAGAAGUGUAGUAUGAAUGAACUUAGUACUUGGUUUAUGCAAACAACAGAAACACAAUCCCUUUCUCUAGUGAGAAAAGCAAAUGCUCGCAAUCCUUUGGAAGUAAUUGGUACUAGAGACAUUAAGAUGGGAAGUAAACAAUCAGAUCUUAAUACUAGCCCUUUCAGAAAGCACUUUAAAAAGUUUGCACUAUCCUCUCCUUCAGAAACAGCUGGAAAAUUACAAAUGCUGCAUAAAAUGAUCCAGGCUCCAAUCCUAAAUAUGAAAAGUAAUUUCACACUAGCUAAAUUAAGAAGAACUGAAUUUAAGAAGUUACAACAUGACAGGUGGACACCAGUGAAAAAUAUAUAUAAACAUGGAACAGGUGACUGGAAAUCAAAAAGGAGAAAUUUAAGAUUUUUCUGCCAAAGCCAGUUUUUUAAAAAUACAAGUGGGAAAAUCAGCGAUGUAGUGUCUGUGCAUCAAGGAAAAAGUACUGUAGAAACCCAGCCCACUGAAAUCUUAGAAUCUCAAAGUAGCAUCUUGCCAACUGGAACUGAAGUCAAAGAUUCAUUUCUUCCACAGACAAUGGAACUGUCCGACUUCAGCCCACAUCCUGGUUUAACAAAUAUUUUUAAAUCACAGUCAGAAAUAAAUGGAACAAGUUAUAAUAAAAAAAAUGUUGGAAAAGCACAAAAUCAAGUUAAAAUGAAUGAAAGUACAUGGAGAACCAAAACCUUUAAAGACUGUAGAAUAUUUCUGAGAAAACUCAACCAUAUUGAACAGAAUAAAUCUUUUAACUUCAAUACUAUCAUUUACUCUCCAGGAGCUGUUGAAAGUAAGAGCGAUCAGACCUACACUGAAGAAAAAAGGCAUCAUACUUUAAGAUCCUAUUCUGCUAGGCAAGAUGCAUUAAAGAUAAAAGAAAGAGAAGUGGAGCUAUCUAAGGGAACUAAUCUUUCCAAAAUUACUGCAAUGGUGGAUGAUCAAUUAGACGGCAAAAAAUCAAGCACGUCUGUAAUGCAUGAAAGCCCUGCUGAUAGUUCUGAAGUUCUUAACAAAAUAAACAUAAGAAAAAGACCACAAUGGGAGACCACUGAUAUGAAUAUAAGAAAAAAGCAUAAGAGACAAUCAUGCAAUACUGGACAAAUGGCGAAUUUUUACUCAAAAUACCAACUAGGUAAGUUCCCUUGCCCCUUAACUUUAAAAUACUAAUUUUAAAUUGAAGUAGAACAAAGAGUAGAAGCAGAAUAGUGGACAAAAUUAAAAUGUAUAUUGUGUAGGUCAAAAACAUCCAAUUUUCAAAAAGUAGUAAAAUGGAACAAAGUAUAACAUUAAAUGCAUAGUGCUAAAAGUGCAAUUAAAAUUUUAAAAAUACCUUAUUUAAUUAGUUUCAUAUCUUCUUUUACAAUAGAUAUAUUACAAUAUCUAGCCUGAAGAUACACUUAAUGAUAAGCCAAAAAGCAAUGAGUUAGUUCUAAUAGCAUAUUUUGAGAGACAUUUGGGUCAAAUUCUGACACCAUUAAAGUCAAAAUCAGUUGGAACUUUGUCAUUAAUUUCACCCCUACAGGGUCAGGAUUUCACCAUUUGGCAUCAUAGUCCCUGUUAUGUCUGGAAGGUGUUAUCUACAAAAUACAUAUAAACAGAGCUAUAAAGUUACAGCAUGGCUAAACAAAAAUUCUCAUUGACAUUGUUUUAAAUCCAACUCUAUAAUAAGAUCCAUAAUUAAACAUUAAGAUAUGAUAGAUAAUACUGUGCAUUUCUGGACAAUUAUUUACUAGAAUGUCCGUGGUAGCUCCUGAUUGAAAUCAAUAAGAUUUCUGUUGACUUUCAUAAAUUUUGUAGUGGGCCCUUAAUGGUCAAAACGAGAUGUGGGAUGAAACUAAUUAAGUGAGCCACACUAUAAUCAGAUUGAAAUGCAUUUGCCCUGAAAUGUUUUAUUGGUAUUCUGAAAUGCAAUCUGUACAUAAGAAAGAACAGUAAGACAUUUAUAGGGCAUUUUGCACAGGUUUGACAUCAUCCUGGCCAUAAUAUAGUUUCAAAAUACAGGGUUCAAUUGUGAAACUUUUAUUGAUGUCCAUGAACCUUUACUAACGAGUGUGUGUUCUAAGUGCAUUAAUUUUGAAAGUUCAAUCAAAAGAAAAAUUACUAUUUUAAAUACGCUCUUGAUGUAAAUACAAAAGUUAAAAUUCAAAUUAUACUAGUUUGAGUUAACUUUUUUUCUAAUUUCAAAAGUCUACAAAUAACUUACUCCUGUAUGUGCUCAUGUUAGCUAUGCUUAACACUAAUAUUUGCUGAUAACUUUCCUCUUUUUUAAUUUGAUGUCUCUCACUAUUGUUGCAUUAUUUCACUUUAGACUUUUUUUACUUUAAUUUUUUUCUGUUGUUCAUAGUGUCCCAUAGCUGUUGGUAUCCAUAGAAAGAUGUCAAAAAAGCCUUAAUCUCAGAGCAAAAUUUAGCCUCAGGCUGGUGUCCAGGUGUCUGAUUCUACAACUGCAUACAUGCUGGUGGAUUUUUUAGCUGGUAUAGAACCUGCCUCCCUAUUCCCCCAGUGAAUGCAGCUGCAAGAUCACAUUCUAACUUUCCACGCAUACCUGUUUGCUGGCACAUUUCCUGUAUCUGAAAGGUUUAUGUGUAUGGAAGCAUCAUUAUGUAUAUGUAUAUUUUUUGAUUGCAUGUAUGUGUUACAUUGGUAUCAAGACCUACAUCACUGUGUUAAGAUUUUCUGUACAUUUAAUGCUUUUAAAUAGAUAAGUAGAUAUUUUUGUCAACAUGUUCAAGUUUUUCCUCAUGUUUAUUAACCUCUCUAUCAGACUGAGGAAAAGAGGGGGAAGUACUUUGAGUAUUCUUGAAGGAACUUUCUGAUGUCCUGUAUCUGCAAGAGCUGAGAGGAAGGGCAAGAUGUUGAUAUUGAAGAAUUGUGGGUCCAUUUUUUGUUACAUAAACAUACACAGGUGGAUAUUAUUGCAUUCUUACAGCUCAAGACACUUUUUCAAAAGAAAGCAUCACUGUGAUUAGUUCUCAGUCUGGCUGCAGAAGAGGACUGAUUGUGCUUUCAUGCCACAUUUUGUUCAAAAUGUGGCAAAUAGAAGAUAUUUUGAACCUCAUGAUACGUUUGGCACUUUGAUUUGCUUGUGAAAUGACUGCUGCAGUGAUGCAUUUGGACAUGUUGAGGGCUUGGUUCCAAUGUACUGUGAAUCUCUGUUCCUAAUUUUUUUUUUUUUUUGAAAGGACACUUUCAUUUGGCAGUAUUGAAUUGGACUUGUCUACAUGCAUGAUGGAUAUUGAAUAAAUAGAUUUUUAGUUAAGGGUUUAUAGUUCUGGUUAGAAAGGUGCAUACAUUUCCCAUCAGUAUGUCAUAGACCUCACCUAGAGGCUUGCAGCUAGCUAAAGUUUCCAGAUACAGGCUUUGAAGAUGGCUAAGCUUAAAUAGAAUAAAUGGUCAUCCUAUGGUACAAUGUGACAUAAUAGUGAGAAGAUACCAUGUGAGAUCUUCACCAUAUGACGAAUGAUCUAAAGCAGUGUUUCUCAAAGUGGGCACCAAGCCGGCUUUGGGAAAGCUGCUAGCAGAUCCACCCAUUUUGUUUACCUAAAAAAUCCAUAGACGUGGAGCCUCACAUCUCCAUUGCCUCCAGUUUGCUGUUUUCAGCCAAUGGGAGACAUGGGAAGCUCCCCUUGGCUGGAAAUGGUGAACCAGAGCCAAUGGGAACUGCGAGGCUCUGUGGUUAUGGACCCUUUAGGUAAACAAAGUGGCAUAGGCCUGCUAGCGGCUUUCGCAAAGCAGGCCCGUGGCCCACUUUGAGAAACACUAGUCUAAAGAUUUCCAGUAAGGAGGUACUGAAAGAAUUCUUAAAAGUAAGAUCAGUUCUGAUUAUUUACAACAUAGGGAAUUAUGCACUUUUUCAUUUCUGCCUUACUCUUUAGCUACUAAGAGAGUAGAUGGGGGCUUGAAGAUUUUGGAACAACUCCCAUUAUGUGUAUUUGAAAAGAUUUUACUAGCAAUGUGUAAAAUUAGAAGUAAUUUUAUUUAUUUAUUUUCAAAGUUAUGAGCCCUGUUUUCAAAAGUCAGGAACCUUAUUUGGGUUCAUUCAGCUCAGCACUUUGACAAAAUCAGAAUUUACAGUGCUAAAUACUGACUUGAAAAUACAACUACAGGAUUUGGACAUAUUGCUUACAGAGCCUACAUUUGAAAAUUGGACCAUAUUGUUCCAAGAGUGUAAUUGGUUUCCAUCUCUUGCUUUGUACAAUCACUUGUAAUUUAAAACAAUGUCUGCAUUAACAUAUCAGGAUGACAACAGCCAAUUUUUUCCAAAAUUCCCUUUUCAUUCCAGAAAGAUCCUUGGGUUUUAAAAGUUAAUUUGGAGUCUAUUUUUAUUUUGGUACUAUGAUUCAGUUAACAUUAUGGAUGUUAAGAAGCAAGUAAUUAGUUAAUCAUGUAGUGGAUAAGGGAGGAAGCCUCAUGUCCAAGAACUGUGGCUCUGUUAUGGCUCUGCAGCAUGAUUGUAGUAAGAGGCAGGUGGGCAGGCAGCAGCCCCUGCUAGCAGCAGCUCGGGCUGGCUGUGAACAGAGGCUGCUCCAGCAACAACCCCUGCCCGCAGUGACCUUGGGCCUGUCACAGGCAGGCAUGUGAAGGACUAGUCGACUAUCCGAUAAGCAAAUGCUUAUUGCAUAGUUGACAGGCUAGCCGACUAGUCGUUUCCCUCCUGCCUCCCCUCCACACACACAUCUUGCUGGCUCUAUCAGAAAGAGGCAGCAAGGCGGAGGGAGAGCAGCGGGUACUUCAAAGCAGCAGUGCCGCUUAGAGCCUCGGGCCAGACCCUGGGGUUAUCAGUUAGUCAAGUACUUGACUACUCCCUUACAUCCCUAGUUAAGAUCCAGAUGCCAUUGUACUAGGCCCAGGGUGGCCAACCCGUGGCUCUUGAGCUACAUGCGGCUCUUUGAUUAAAGAAAUGUGGCUCCUGCUGGUUCUGAGCCAGG
Pelodiscus sinensis (Chinese soft-shelled turtle) is the source of this 9930-nucleotide messenger RNA. Lineage: Eukaryota; Metazoa; Chordata; Testudines; Trionychidae. The record is from RefSeq and is a predicted model, not a curated record.